ACUUUACUACAACUAAUCGUCACAUCUUCUCAAAAACGAUUCGUUUACACAAACAAAAUACGUAUUGAUAUCUUCACAAUAGAUACUUAAUCAUCAAAUAUUUGUUGCAUACCUUUAGACAAAAUAGAAAAAAACGUCAUUUAGUAUAUUUUUGGGCAAAUUAUAACGAUGCACUUUAAAAAAAAUUACAACAAUGUUUUGUUUGUCACACACUGUUUUCACAUAGUCGAAGCUCUUCCAUUCAAUAGCUCCAUCUGUGAGAUAAUAAAGCAACUACCUCUAAAAAAGCUUUUAUGCUUCAUGCCACGCGUAGCAUAAAUUCCAUUAAUUCAACAGGUCGCAUAGCACCGCUGCAAAACAUUGUUAUGCUGUCUCUUUCUUUCUAUAUCUUAUGUUUUCAAAUCAUGUUCGGUUCGUUUUCAUGUUUGCUUCAAGCUUUUCCAUCCCUUUCUCGUUCUUACCCUCAUGGAACAUCCCUCUAUAAGCUUCCCCUUCGCGUUCGUGCUACAGCAAAUGGAAUCAAAACCGGUUCCGGCACGAGCCGAACCCACCGUCAGUACCGCCACACUUGACGCAACAGUAAGUCUCCCACCUUCCUCACACGCAAGCGGUGAAACAUUCGAACCGAAGCCAACGAAGCCCCAACAGAUGAGAUUUGAUCGUCGUACGCGUCGGAUGUGUGACGGCCGGUUUCACGCAGUUCGCAACAUAACCACCCUAAAGCCGUGUGCGUUAGCGGCCUGUAUUUCUAUUUUUUUGGAUCGUGUCGUUAAAUCGGUGACUCACGUGCAUGUGUUUGUUGGGGGAGAAGGAGCGUGUGCGUGUGUGUGGUGUUUAUGUUGGCGUUUGAAAAGUCCUUAACUGAAAACGGUCUGCAGCUAAUUUGUAGCCACAAUUUGCUGCUCGAAUGCACCACGUGCACAAUAGUGAAUUUCUCCAGUGAAGUUUACCGUUUCGCUGGCCUCUCAUCACCCACCAUACUUCGAAAGAAAGAGAAAACGAAAGAAAGCAUUAGAACGGAGCGAAAGCGGACAAACGACCACAGCUAACGGCACGAUCAGUCCGUUGCGUGCGGACCAUCAACGGAUCUUCAGUCGAAGUUGUUCGGUGUAAUCCACCCUUAAAAAAGGAAGGAAGGUCCAACACAACGUUUAUCCGAGCUUUAAAACCGAACGGUGUGAUUUUACAUUGAAAGCAAACUCGAAAGCGACUCAUCAACCGGGACCGGCCACAAUGGAAGAAAUGACAAUCGUGUACAUCGGUAGCCUGUGAAAAUUACGUGCCCCAAAAGAAGCAAGAUCUCGGUGGGUACGGGGGUGUGAGAAAAUAAAUUCCCUCACUCGGUGUGCGUCCGGUGUGCGUGAGAAAGGGAAAUUGGUCGGUGUGUAAGCGAACAAAAAAAAAAUCAAACAAAGUGGAAGGAAAUUUUGUCGUGUCGUGGUCUUUUUGUUUCCGAGUGUUCCCGGUCAGUGAUCGGUGAUGAUCGAAUUAAUUCGAUGUAGUGAACCGUAAUCGUGUUGCAUAGUGAAGUGACAAAACAGAGGAAAAUUGAAAUGCAAUAGAAGCGAAAUCAAUUACAGUUGUUAUUCGAAUUCGUGUCAAUUUCCACGUGACAAAGUGGCCUCUUCGUGUGGUGCGUUUAUUUGAGAGCGCUUGCGAGUGUGCCUGGAUAGCAAAGUGACCGCGGCCGUUACGAUACCCAAAAAUGGUUCGUAAGAUUACUAAAAUGGAUACAUUUAAAGGCAGUCUGGUGCUCCUAAUAGGGAUAUGCUUGAUGAGCUGGACAACCCUGGCGCAGGAUGCGGAAGCUCCAGUACCAUCAACAACAACGGCGAACAGUGAUCUCACGACUGAUGCUACCAGCACAGUUGCGAACUCGAUGGAGCCCUCGGAACCGACAACCAAUGAUGCUUCACUGGAGGUACUACCAUUAGCAACGAAAUCCGCUGAUAGCAGUGAAUCCAUCGGUGGAACCGAUCAACCUAAGGUGGCGGAAGAUGCCACAACUACGCAACAGGCUGUCGGCUCAGUGUCGGCUAGUCUGUCGACCACGAGCACACCCAAGCCGCUGGAAUCCAGCACAUCAUCCGAGGUCAAGAGUACCGCAGAGAGUCUCGCCAUGAUGCCCGGCACAACCACUACUACCGUGCAGCCAACACAAUCGCCCACCACGGUGGAAGCCAUCGUCACCACCUUCGCCACCAACGUGUCAGUAGUUUCACCGACCGCGAAACCGGUUAUUCUGCACGUCAAAUCACCCGAAGAGGAAGCAAACGAUCGUACAGCAGAAAAUCCUCCCUCAAUACUGAACCAUUUCCUGCCGAGUGGCGAAAGUUCUUCGGAGGAACUGCUCAAGAUGAGCGAUGUGCGCGCAUCGGCGGAAGUGCGCGGCCGGGCGAUCAGCUUCGGACCAAGCGAACCGAUCAAUUUCGUUACCGCACCAAAUCUUGUUACCACCGUACCGCCAUCGGUCGCGGGUGAAGGUGUGACCAUGAAGACGACGGCCCAGCCACCGUUCGAUGACCUCAGCGACAUCAGCAUGGAGUCGACGGAUUCUACAGAACCGAGGGCAGAGAUGGGACCAGCCAGUCCGGAAGGGAAAUCCAUGGAAAUGUUAACACCGGGCGAAUGUAUUUUUAACGGCAUGGAGUACAAGACUAAUGCGACCGUGGACAAGGAUUGUGACGAGCGUUGUCACUGCGAAGAAGACGGCAAAUGGCGCUGUGAACCACGAUGCGGACGACCGUUUGUGAAGCGAGGCAAGACGGUACUCGAUGCUGGCUGCUACGAGAAUCCCUCCAAGACGGAUGAAUGCUGCGCCACACUGAUCUGCCCCUCGGAGCGCUUCACCGAUGGACGUGUCGAACCAACACCCGUGUCGGAGGAGACAACUACGGCCAAAGCGAUCGUGACGAGCUGCAUCUACAAGAACCAUUCGUACGGCAUCAACGAAAGGAUGGAGGUAGGCUGUGACCAGAUCUGCACAUGUACCAGCGAUGGUGAGAUGGAAUGUGCACCACGCUGUGCUCCGCUCAAUGCAACCCUCUCGGAACAGUGCGUAGUGUUGCCGGAUCCGCACGAUCCGUGCUGCAAGCGUGAGUUCUGUGAUGUUACGCUAGAUGAUCACGAACAGAGUAGUGGUGUGAUGAUGAUGAUGGCACCGGCCUCUGCAUCUUCCUCGCCAUCGACAACGACCGGACCCGAACAAGAUUUACCACCGGACACACACUCGACGGGUGCCGGGUGCGAAUUUAAGGGCCAUCGGUACAAAUUAAGCGAUCAGUUCCACGAUGAAUGUAACGCACUCUGUCUCUGCACGGAUGCCGGUGUGCACUGUGCGAAGAUCGAGUGUCCUUCCGAGUUUGGUCUGGACGUACUCGAUCCGCACUGUCUCAAGUGGGGCCCGGAUCCGGCCACUUUCCGUGCGAUCGCACCACGCUGCUGUCCGGAGCGGAUGCGAUGCAUCGACAAUGGUACAUGCGAGUACAAGGGUCAACUGUUCGACAACUGGUCCGAUAUACCGAGCAAUUUGACCGGCUGUGAGCAGCACUGUUAUUGCGAUACGGGUAUCGUCGAGUGUCGUCCAGCUUGCCCACCAGUGCCUGCGUCUCCACCAUCCCAUUUGCCGUGUAGCUCGAGAAACGCCCGUUUAAUGCCGAUCCCGGGAGAAGAGUGCUGCAAACAUUGGGCCUGCAGUCCGACAACCGACAAUGGAAUUGCAAGCGGAAACGACGUACUUAAGCCAUUGCUAAUGCCCGGCACAAUCAAUCAGUUUCUACCGACGAAACCGCCCCGAUUGGACGGGAAACUGGCGGACAAGGAGAAGCAACCGGAACCGGCAACAGACAAGGAUCCUAUGCCUGCACCUUUCUAUCCUACGAUCGACGGCAAACCGCCCAAAGUUCCACAGGAGAAGCCCCACAAAAAGUACACCAAAGAAGACGCGAACAAGAAGGAACACUUUAACAACAUUUUCGCCGGAACACAACCCGGCGAGCCAGAGUUGCCGGAUGUUGGAAAGUAUGAUUACGGUAGCUAUGAGGAAGGUAUGAAACCGGCAACGCUUGGCGUUCAACGUCCCGGUCCACCCGGUUACUAUGGACCGGAGAUAAAGCCUCAUUAUGGAGCUGAUUUUAAUCCCUAUCUGCAUCCACUGGCUGGGGCCAAUGGAGCACCAACGGGACAGCCCGUUCCGACGGUUGGAGGUCAACCGAUUCUACAUGCUGGACAGCAUCCGGCGGGAUUGGACAAGCAGUUGCUGAACGUACUGGGACCGAACGGCCCCGGUAGUCUGCCACCGAACAUACGCAUCGAACAGCUGCUGCAGCACAUUCAUUCACAGGAUCCGAAUUUGCCGCCGCAGGGUUCACCGCUGUUGCAUGGUCCGGGCCAUCCUAACGUUCCACCUUAUCAAUCACAGCAUCCAUCUGCAUCACAACCGUCGGCGGCAGGCAAUGGCAUCAAUUACAACCAGUACGGUACGGAUCCACAUGCUCCAUCGCACGUAGACAUUGGCAUUGUUCCGCACGAACAUCCACCACCGUCGGCACCAGCAGGCCCUGGAGGUGUCGGUGGCCCAGGCGGACUAGCAUUCUCCAGCCUGCAGGUUGACCUGAAGGUGCUCGCACUAGAUGCCAUCGAUUCGAACACCGUGCGUGUGAUCUUCCUCGUUCCCUCGGUGUACGUUGGACUGCAUGGACGGGUGGAACUGCGAUAUACACGCACUCGUAAUAAUGACACCAGUACCUGGCAAUCGCAAGUGUUUGCCCCACCGGAUGAUCUCAUAGCGACACCUCAGCUAGAGUUCGAACUGCCCGGUCUGAAUGCUAACACGGAGUAUCGCGUGAAGAUCACGCUAAUAUUGCGCGAUGUUAACUCGCAACCCUCUAGUCAGGUGUACACCGUACGUACGCCGUCGGACCGUGUCAUUACACCACCAUCGAUUGGUAUCGGUACCGGUCAUUUCCCGCAAAUGAGUCAUCCGACCAACUUCCUCAAAGAGAUCAUCCAAGAUCCUGAACUGCGUGCGUCCGAGGUUAACUCGACGUGGGCCAAAAUCAACUGGCGAAAACUGGACGACGAGGAGCUGGACUAUGUUGAUGGUAUACAGCUGCGUUACCGUGAAAUCGACAGCGUUGUCUACCAUGCGACACCACUCAUACAUCGCGCACUGAGCGAGUACACCGUCGAGGGUUUACAGCCGCAAACGCGCUAUGAGGUGGGCAUCUUCUUCAUUCCGUUCCCGGGGCAUGGCGAAGAGGUAAGGGCUGGGGAGAUGCUCCAAAUCAUCACGGCAGAGCGCAUCGAUGUGUACGGGUUCGAGGUGAUAGUGAAUGCGAGCAAAAUCAAAGCUACCAGUGUUGAGGUUAGCUGGUCCGGAGUACCCUACCCCGAGGACAAGUACAUUAACAUCUAUCGUGCGAUCUACCAGAGCGAUAGCGGGAAAGAAGAUUCAAGUGUGUUCAAGGUGGCCAAACAUGACUCAACGACGGGUACGCUUAUAGCGGAUCUUAAACCCGGCACUCGGUACAGGCUGUGGCUGGAGAUGUAUCUUACAAAUGGUAGCAUUAAGAAAAGCAAUGUAGUCAACUUCAUCACCAAACCCGGUGGACCAGCCGUACCGGGAAAGACGGAUAAACUGGCAGCUGCAGGUGCAGCAGGUGCCGUGAAUGGAGACUAUUAUGGGCCACUAGUGGUUGUCGCGGUCAUUGCAGCGCUGGCUGUCAUGUCAACCUUAAUACUGCUGCUGAUCCUGACGAGGCGUCGUGUGCAGAGUGCAACCAUAACGCCACCCAGAAAGAACGAUGCCGCAUACGACAAUCCCAGUUACAAGGUGGAAAUUCAACAGGAAACCAUGAAUCUAUGAUUCGAACGUGUCUCGCUUUGAUGGUCAACCCCUCCUCGGGUCAGCCCGUUAGACUGUUGGCUGGAUUCUAUCCGAUAAACCAAUGUUCCAGUGUUCAAGUAGACGGCUCGCUCCUGUACUGUCCGGAUGUUUUAUAUUUAUUAAACCGCCCAUCGAUGUGAGACAAUGACGCUAUUCCCGAUCGUCUAUCCAGCGAUCUUCCCGUGUACAUAGUAGCAUGUUAAUCCGUCCCACUAGCAGAAUGGUAAAAUGCCAUGAAGGUAGCAAACCAAUGUUGGCCCAUUCCUCCCUAAAUGGUGUCCAAUACCGUUUGCGAUCCCAUCGCUCCUUCCUCUUUGUGUAGCCAUAGUUCCCGCUGUAUAGAUAAGUAUAGUAAUGUGUAUUAAUUGCCACACAAAAUCAGAAAGAAGGGAAUCGUUUAAAACCACUACGUGUAAAUACAAUUUCUAGUAAAUAGACAGGAUCUACUAGAAUCGGGAAGGAAAAUUACGAUAUUUUCAAGUAAAAUGUCCCGUUUUCCAGUUAGCGGAGCGGGGUGCGUGAAGUAAUCGAUUUUCUUCAGAUGUGCAAAAAGUACGCUGUACAUAAAUAAAGUUUACUCGAAUUUUUAACAACCAUA
Anopheles funestus (African malaria mosquito) is the source of this 6485-nucleotide messenger RNA. It is a transcript of the gene sas, whose product is annotated as putative epidermal cell surface receptor. NCBI's taxonomy places the organism in Eukaryota, Metazoa, Arthropoda, Insecta, Diptera, Culicidae. Gene Ontology annotation, molecular function: protein binding. The record is from RefSeq and is a predicted model, not a curated record. The transcript is spliced from 10 exons. Bases 1706 to 5866 code for a protein of 1386 amino acids.